UCGCCGCACCCGCACGACCCCCUUCCUCUCCUUUUCCUCUCGAUACUUCUCCGCCUCCUCGCCGCACGACCCCCUUCCUCUCCUCUUCCUCUCGAUCCUUCUCCUCCUCCGCCUCGUCGCCGAUCCGUCGCAGCAUCAGUGGCCGCCCUCGCCUCAGUCUCUACUCUUUCUCUGGCGGUUUCUCGCCGUCGCGGGCUCGCCGUUCCUCGUUACUCCAUCCUGAUCUUUAAGUGCCGCCUCUCAUCUCUGCUGUUCCACCAUUCCCCUGUAUUUCUAACUAAAAACCUUCUCUUUGCUAACUCACAAAAUGCUUGAGCACUUGCGGUUGCCCUGUAUGGUGACAGUUGCUGCCAUAGCUCUCUCUGCCAUCCUGUUCAAAGAAUUCCUGAAGAAAAGAGCAGGUCAGACCGCUGUGGAGGGCAGUGCAGAUAAUGAUUCAGCUACACAGAAUGGUACCGUAGAGAGGGCUGCUCGUACUUGCACUACACCACAAGUUGAGGAAACGGCAACAUCUUCCGGACAUGACUAUGAAGUAUUCUUGAGUUUCAGAGGGCCUGACACACGAUCAGGUUUUACCGACUACCUCUACACUAGCCUUACAAAUGCGGGAAUCUGCACAUUUAAGGAUGACAAAGACCUCCACGUUGGAGAAGAAUUUGCCCCAGAACUUCUUGAAGCAAUCAAUCAGUCGAGGAUCUCAAUACCUAUCUUUUCAAAAGGUUAUGCCUCUAGCGUAUGGUGUCUCAAGGAGCUAGUUCAGAUGGUCAAGUGCCAGAAAAAUGAAAGACAAAAGAUCAUGCCCAUUUUUUAUGAUGUGACACCUUCGGAGGUUCGACGCCAAACCGGGAGUUUUAAAAAUGCUUUUGUUUCACACAAAAGAAAGAGGCGAUAUGACGAAAAGACUAUUGCAGAGUGGAAGGAUGCUCUCACUACAGUCGCGGAUAUAAAUGGAUGGGACCUACAAAGCAUGCCCAACAGGCAAGAAGGUCAGUUUGCAAAAACAAUCACACGAAGGUUUUCAAUGAGUUGAAAACGGCUUAUUUGGAAGUAUCAAAUUGCUUGGUCAAUGUCGACAACCAUGUGGAUGCAAUCAUGGAAUUGAUAGGUCCUCAUACAAGUGAAACACGGAUUAUAGGAAUCUGUGGGAUGGGUGGCAUCGGGAAGACGACAAUUGCCAAAAUCAUCUAUAAUCAGCUUUUAGAAAAAUUUGACUGCUGUUGCUUUAUGCCCGACAUCCGUGAAAAGUCAAAAUGUGAGGGCAUUGAAUUCUUGCAAAAUCAGCUCAUCUCCAACAUCCUCAAAAACAAAUGCACAGAUAUAAUGAACAUUGAUGAUGGGAUUAAGACCAUCAAAUACAGAUUGUCUAAUAAAAGAGUCCUCCUCCUUCUCGAUGAUGUGCAUGAAAAGAAGCAUAUGGAUGCACUUGCAGGUGAGUGUGAUUGGUUUGGUAAAGGGAGCAAACUUAUUAUUACUACUAGAAACAAAGAAGUUCUUGAUGUUCUUGGAGUGAAAAGCUAUUAUGAGCUUUGGGGCAUGAAUCACGAUCAAUCUCUUCAACUCUUCAGCAAACAUGCUUUUAGAAGAGAUCAUCCUUUGAAUGAGCAUAUCAAACAAUCCGAGAGGGCGAUAAAAAUUGCUGGAGGUCUUCCGUUAGCUCUUGAGAUCAUGGGUUCACUUUUAUCUAACACUAAAGAGGAAAAGUGGGAUUCCAAAUUACGUAAGUGGGAAAGUGAUCCUCAUAAGGAUGUCCGAAGUAGAUUGAAAAUAAGUUAUGAUGAAUUAGAAGAAAAGGAAAAGCAAAUAUUCCUUGAUAUAGCUUGUCUCUUAAUUGGAUAUGAUAAAGACAUUGUAGUUCAUUUUUGGGAAUCUGAAUUCCAUCCGGAAUAUGCCAUGGAUGUUUUGGAGAACAUGUCUUUGAUAAAGAUUAGAGAGGAUAAUAAAGUGUGGAUGCAUGACCAACUUAGAGACCUCGGAAGACAAAUAGUUUGUCAAGAAACGAAUAUAAAUAAACAAAUUAGGGUGUGGGAUCGUGAGAAAGCAUUGGAUUUGCUGAAGAGCCCUAAGACGAAGAAAAAAGUUGAAGCUCUUCGCCUCCGCUUGGACCAUUAGCACCGUUUUACCUGCAAGGACUUUAAGAGCCUACCAAGGCUAAGGUUCCUUGAGGUUGAUGACUCGGAGCAAACUUUUUGUGUAGAAAAGAUGCUUCUUCAGCACAAAGGGCCAUCAAAUGUUCUUCCAACUGAUGUUUUGAAUUCAAAUCUCCUUCCACAAUUACGCUGGCUUUCUUGGCGUAAAAUUCACCCAACAUUUGAGAUUAC
Molecule: messenger RNA, 2318 nt
Organism: Eucalyptus grandis
Lineage: Eukaryota; Viridiplantae; Streptophyta; Magnoliopsida; Myrtales; Myrtaceae
Product: disease resistance protein RUN1-like
Exons: 3
Coding region: 952-2109 (385 amino acids)
Biological process (GO): defense response
Molecular function (GO): ADP binding
Source: RefSeq, a predicted model, not a curated record